Molecule: messenger RNA, 3032 nt
Organism: Spinacia oleracea (spinach)
Lineage: Eukaryota; Viridiplantae; Streptophyta; Magnoliopsida; Caryophyllales; Amaranthaceae
Exons: 15
Coding region: 540-2777 (745 amino acids)
Biological process (GO): regulation of autophagy
Cellular component (GO): Mon1-Ccz1 complex; late endosome membrane; lysosomal membrane
Molecular function (GO): protein binding
Source: RefSeq, a predicted model, not a curated record
UAUUAUGGGAUGGAGAAAGUAUAACGGUUAUUGAUUAGGAAUCGCCCCCAUUCCUCCAAAGACACGAAAUUAUUUCAGUAAACGCUGCCGAAUAAGAAAAAGAAAAAUCCUCUGUUUUCAUCUCUCUCGAUCGAUCUACCCGGUUUUCCUAAUUCCCAAGUUUCAGGGGACAGCUUUCUUCAGGUAUGCGUCCAUGAAGGAGAAGAAGACUACUUCGGUACUGCAGCGCAUCUUAGUCAACUGUAGUGCACAGGCAAAGAGUUACGGAAGCUGCGUUGCAGCGAAGGUUCCAGAAGUUGAACAUGAUAUGUGCAUAAAAGAAUUUUGUGCUCUGAAGAAUUGCAUGCAGAACGUGCUUAAAGGCAAGCCUUAGUGUGCCGGUUUGGUUGAUAACUGGGGCAUAUCAGGAAUCGCAAUUAAAAAAAGAAAAUUAUAGCCGACUUAAGAGACCAGCUCAAAGAUUUUUACGCAUGAUUGUUGUGUAUUCUAAAAACACAUACUUAGAAAUAGAAACAUUCUAGGGAACUUUAGAGGACAAUAUGCACAGUGAAGCAUCAGGUUCUCAGGCCAGCAUUGGGUUAUGUGGGUCAGGUGCUCUAUCACAUGUUUAUAUCCAGUAUCCCCCUCUGAGAUGCAACAUCUCUGGUUCAAAGGGCUUAUUCUAUGAUGAUGGGAAUAAGUUGUUGCUAUGCCCAACAUCUGAUCAGGUUUUAUCGUGGAAAGUUGCACCAUUUGAGCCUGAUAUCGAACCCACGUCUGAUGCAGUAAGCGAAGGACCUGUAUUAUCUGUUCGCUACUCUCUAGAUAGUAAGAUUUUAGCAAUUCAGCGGUCGAGUCAUGAGAUUCAAUUUUGGAACAAGUCAAAAGGCAACUCGUUGCGCCACAGGUGUAAGCCCGAGUCAGAGAAGAUACUGGGGUUUUUCUGGACAGAUUCCCCCCCUUGUAAUUUCGUGCUUGUGAAGACUAGUGGACUGGACAUGUUAACUUAUGAUUCUGAAUCACAAAAUAUUCAACUGAUCGAAUCCAAGCGUGUAAAUGUGAAUUGGUACAUUUACACACAUGAAAGUCGUUUGGUUCUACUUGCUUCAGGGAUGCAGUGCAAGAGUUUUACUGGAUUCCAGCUUUCAUCUGCUGGAAUCAUUCGCUUGCCAAAGUUUGAAAUGCUUAUGGCCAAGUCUGAAGCCAAUAGUAAGCCAGUCCUAGCUGCCCAAGAUGUUCACAUAAUCACGGUUUAUGGACGGAUAUACUGCUUGCAAGUUGAUAGAGUGGCCAUGUUGCUCCAUUGCUAUAGAUUUUACCGUGAUGCUGUUGUACCACAGGGAUCCUUAACCAUUUAUUCCAGCAAGCUUUCUGUGAGUGUGGUUGAUAAUGUGCUGCUGGUUCAUCAAGUGGACGCAAAGGUUAUCAUACUGUAUGACCUUUUUGCAGAGUCUAGGGCACCAGUAUCUGCUCCACUUCCACUACUUUUGAGGGGUUAUCCUAGAGCAAGCAUGACAUCUAGACCUUGUAGCAAAGAUGAUGGAAGCUCAAACCUGAAACCAACAUACGAAGAUGAAACAACCAUUUAUAGUGAUGAAUGGACAUUUUUGAAUCCAGAUCUUAUAUGUGAUACCACUACUGGGCUUCUGUGGAAAGUUUAUCUAGACUUGGACGCUAUAUCUGCUAGUAGCUCAGAUGUACCCUCUGUACUUGAAUUCCUGCAACGUCGGAAGUUAGAAGCCAAUAAGGCUAAGCAAUUGUGUUUGGAUUUAGCAAGGACUAUCAUAUUGGAGCAUAGGGCAGUGGGUGUUGUUGCACAAUCAAUGGAAGUUCUUAUGACUUCGUAUUCCCGUGCUAUUAAGACAGGCAGUUACUUUAAGGGGAUAAUAGCUGAUAAAAUUCUUUCUUCUGAUGCUCAACAUGCCCAUAACCCUAGAGCUACCGCUGAUGAAUUCUCUAGAGGGGAUUUAAGAGGAGGACCUAUUAAAAUCGUCUCCUCAGUGGUUCCCAAUGAGUAUGCUAGGUCUUCAGCCUUUUCAGAUUCAGAUUCAGAGGGAAUGAUUGGUCCAGGUUCAACUAGCAGCAAACUGGUUACAGGUGCUCAAAGUUCUGGUACAAAGGUUCCAAAAUCAUCCUUAGAGUCUCAAUUUCCUGGUCCUAGUAGUGUCCCAUUGGAUGCUAAUAAUGCAGAACAGCAAGAAUCUCAGAUCUCCACUGCAGCCAUCUCACCUGAUGAGCUAUACCGCUUUGUAUUGUCUUCUGUAGACGAAGAGAUGACUGGGGAUCCUUCUUAUUUGCUUGCUAUAAUUGUUGAGCUCCUUCGCAGUGCUACUCUGGAAAGAAUCAGAGUGUAUCCUAGUUUAUAUGUUUUGAUGAUUCAAUUGCUGGCACGUGGUGAACGAUGGGGAGAACUGGGCUUGUUCGUCAUUGAUAAGAUUCUUGAACCUUCGAAAGAAGUUGCAUAUCAACUACUAGAAUCUGGGCGCCAGCAUCCUCCAACAAGGAAGCUGGGCAUUGACAUGCUUAGGCAGCUAUUUUUGCAUCAUGAUUACGUACUGUCACUGCUGCAGGAUGGAUACUAUCUUGAAGCUUUACGUUAUGCACGUAAAUAUAAGGUUGUCACCGUCCAGCCAUCUUUGUUUCUAGAAGCAGCUUAUGCCUCAAAUGAUUCACAACAUCUAGCCUCAGUAUUAAGAUUUUUUUCAGACUUCAUGCCUGGCUUCAAAAACACAUCAGAUCAUGUUACAUAUGGCGAGAUUCUGCGCCAGAUGAAUGCUCCUUGCGUAGGUGCUGCCUAGUAUCUUAUCAAACAAGUUGUCUUAGCAAAAGUGAAUUUUGAUGUUCAAACUUCAAAUUGUUGAGUACUCCAUAUAAAAGAGGAUCCCGUGCUUACUAAUGUUUUACCUUUUAGUGAAAGUGUCAGGGUAUAUAGGUAGAUGUGAUGACUUAUCUCAUGGUAGAUACAGGUUUUGGUGAUAGAGCGCGGUUCUGAGCUAUGUAUAAAUACAGUUCGUUUUCAGUGAACAUUGAACAUUGAACAUUGUUAUAACUUA